AUGAGUUAUUUCCUGGAAUUACCACUUUCAGUUUUGUAUCGCUCUAUUUCUUUGCUUUCCUUUUUAAUUUGUCCAAUCCUCAGGUCUCUGAAGACACUCUGGAAAACCCCAAGGCAUUGGAAGGGUAAAAAUAUCACAUUUUAAAGCCUGAUUAAAGUCCAAAACUCCAGGACAGAUAAAGGAGGGUGAAAGGACUGCAGCCAAACUUGGAAGAGGGAACAGGAUAAGGACUCCCAUCCUUCUCAUCAAAGCUGCAUUCUUCCCAGCUCUAAAGGAUCUCUGCUUACAGAUAAGGGAACACCAUAAACAUGACCUCAGAGAUCUGCAUGCCAGGCCCAGUGUGUCUCAUUGAGAACACGAAAGGGCAACUGGUGGCUAAUGAGGAAGCCUUGAAGAUCCUGUCUGCCAUUACCCAGCCUGUGGUGGUGGUGGCUAUCGUGGGCCUCUACCGCACGGGCAAGUCCUACCUGAUGAACAAGCUGGCUGGGAAGAAAAAGGGCUUCUCUCUGGGCUCCACGGUGCAGUCUCACACCAAGGGAAUUUGGAUGUGGUGUGUGCCUCACCCCAAGAAGCCAGACCACACCUUAGUUCUGCUGGACACUGAGGGCCUGGGAGAUGUAGAGAAGGGAGACAACCAGAAUGACUCCUGGAUCUUUGCACUGGCCAUCCUCCUGAGCAGCACUUUUGUGUACAACAGCAUGGGAACCAUCAACCAGCAGGCCAUGGACCAACUGCACUAUGUGACAGAGCUAUCAGAUCGAAUCAGGGCAAAAUCCUCACCUGAGAGCAACAGUAAGGUAGAGGACUCAGCUGACUUUGUGAGCUUCUUUCCAGCAUUUGUGUGGACUCUCAGAGAUUUCUCCCUGGAACUGGAAGUAAAUGGACAACCCAUCUCUGUUGAUGAGUACCUGGAGCAUUCACUGAAGCUAAAAAAAGGUAAUGAUCAAAAAAUUAAAAAUUUUAAUGAACCUCGAUUGUGUAUCCGAAAGUUUUUCCCUGUGAAGAAGUGCUUCAUUUUUGACCGGCCUGCUCAAAGGAAGUACCUUGUCCGCCUGGAACAGCUAAAGGAGGAAGACCUGAACCUUGAAUUCAGAGAACAAGUUACAGAAUUCUGUUCCUACAUCUUCAGCCAUUCCAGGACCAAGACUCUCUCGGGUGGCAUCACAGUCAAUGGGCCUCGUCUAAAGAGCCUGGUGGUGACCUAUGUCAGUGCCAUCAGCAGUGGGGAUCUGCCCUGCAUGGAGAACGCAGUCCUGGCCAUGGCCCAGACAGAGAACUCGGCUGCAGUGAAAAAGGCCAUUGCCCACUACGACCAGCAAAUGGGCCAGAAGGUGCAGCUGCCCACAGAGACCCUCCAGGAGCUGUUAGACCUGCACAGGGCCAGUGAGAGAGAGGCCGUUGAAGUCUUCAUGAAGAACUCUUUCAAGGAUGUGGACCAAAAGUUUCAGAAGGAAUUAUGGGCCCAGUUGGAAGCAAAACGAGAUGACUUUUGUAAGCAGAAUUUGAAAGCAUCAUCAGAUUGUUGCAUGGCUUUACUUCAGGAUAUUUUUGCCCCUCUAGAAGAGGAUGUGAAGCAGGGGACAUUUUCUAAACCAGGAGGCUACCAUCUCUUUAUUCAGAAGAUGCAGGAACUGAAGAAUAAGUACUAUCAGGCACCUGGAAAGGGACUACAGGCAGAAGAGACGCUGAAAAAAUACUUGGAGUCCAAGGAGAAUGUGGCUGAUGCACUUCUACAGACUGAUCAGUCACUCACAGAAAAAGAAAAAGAGAUUGAAGCGGAACGCAUAAAGGCUGAAUCUGUAGAAGCUGCAAACAAAAUGUUGCAGGAAAUGCAAAAGAAGACUGAGCAGAUGAUGGAACAGAAAGAGAAAAGCUAUCAGGAACAUCUGAGACAACUGACUGAGAAGAUGGAGAGAGACAGGGCCCAGCUGUUGGCAGAGCAAGAGAAAACAAUAAGUCUUAAACUUCAGGAACAGGAACGACUUCUCAAGGAGGGAUUCCAGAAUGAGAGCCAGAAACUUCAUAAGGAGAUCCAGGAUCUCCAGAAGAGAAGCACACCAUCGGGCCCAUGUACCAUACUCUAAAAAUUCAGGAAACACAAUUUCUGUAUCCGGCUUUCUCUCCCCAGGGAAAAAAUGGAAUGAGCAAAUGCAGGCCAAAUAACAGCCACUAAACUUGACUUAAAAUCAUUACCCUUGCAUUUUUGUUGAGCUGUAAAGUUUGCAAAGUGAAGUUUAAUUAUAAAGCCAAUGUUUCACCUACAGAAGAAUUCAAUUCAUGCUUAUUUAUAGUACUAAUUGUUAAUAUGAUCUUUAACUGGAUCCUAUAUUUGAAAUCAUGUUCAGGGACUCAAGAGAGAUAUUAAAUUGUAAAAUUGGGAUGCAUUUUACAAUGGGGAGAUAUCAUAAGUUAUCUGUUCAACAUAGACUUUUUCCCCCUCAUGCGCACCAGUUCCAUGCUCUUACUCAAGGAUUUACUUUGGUCCUAGCAUAGGGAUGGCAUGUUGUGAACACAGGGAAAAUCUAAUAUGACUGAACAAAACCCUGAGGCACAGUUGAGCAUCACUCCUGUCGAGUGGUUUUUGAUCUCAUGGAGCUGCAAAUAAGAGAGAUCUGGGAUACUUCACUUGGCUUCAGGGUGCAGACAGUGCACAGUUCUCACUUGGGUGGAGGCUGCAUGGUCUGUGGGCACCGAUGAAACUUCUGGACACUGGCAGAGGACGUGGUCCCCAGUGUGCAUAUGACAGAAUGCAUGUAUGAGUGGAGGCCCCACCUUCACCGUCUAUGCAAACCGUCUGCGUAAUCACUGCCCCAUCCCAGGCCACCUGUCUCACUCUCAUCCAAUCUCCCUUUCUUAGUCUUUUCUGCUUUCUGGAGUUUGGAAGAUAACUUCCACAAUCACAAAAAGGAAAGGUUUUAACUCAAACUUAAAAUAAAUCUCCUUCCAUUUCUCUGA
This is a messenger RNA of Microcebus murinus (gray mouse lemur), 2955 nucleotides long. Its product is annotated as guanylate-binding protein 2. The record is from RefSeq and is a predicted model, not a curated record. Lineage: Eukaryota; Metazoa; Chordata; Mammalia; Primates; Cheirogaleidae. Gene Ontology annotation, molecular function: GTPase activity; GTP binding.